Messenger RNA from Malassezia japonica, 786 nucleotides. RefSeq lists its product as uncharacterized. Gene Ontology annotation, molecular function: phosphatidylinositol phosphate binding. Bases 1 to 786 code for a protein of 261 amino acids. NCBI's taxonomy places the organism in Eukaryota, Fungi, Basidiomycota, Malasseziomycetes, Malasseziales, Malasseziaceae. The transcript has a single exon. The record is from RefSeq and is a predicted model, not a curated record.
AUGGCGGCGCCGCGGAUCCAGCGAGUGGCGAUCCCGUCGGUCGAUCGGCGUAAAGAGCCGACGCCGCACGUUGUAUACGCGGUGUUUAUCCAGCUUCCGGACAGGUCAUGGACUGUAUAUAGACGCUACUCGGAAUUUGCGGCGCUGCACGCAAAACUUGCGCCGCCGCCGCCGCCGGCACCGCUCCCUCCCAAGCAGAUUGCCACGCGCUCGCUGCGGAUGCUGACCGGCCUGGGCGGGCUCAUCCCCCCCUCGGAUGCUCAGAUCCGUGCUGACGAAGAGGCGACCGACGAGCGCCGCGAAGGGCUUGAGCUGUACCUCCGUGCGAUCCUCUCGGCGCGCGACGACCGCUGGCGUACGAACCCCGCUUUCCUUACCUUUUUGCAAGUCGAAGAGGCGCCUGCAUCCCAGGAAGACGUGCGCAACGAGCCGCGCACGGACCGAAAAGCGUCCCCAGGAGCCCCCCCCACGGCGCUGCGCCCCCUGCCGCCCUCCACGUCCCUGCGCCCGUGGAGCCGGUCGCGGGCGCCGGUGACCGAGACGGACGCAACGCGCCCGCUAUCGGACGAGGAACUGCUUCACCACCAGAACGAUACCCAGAUGCAGGCCCAGGACCAGCAGGCGGAUCAGCUUGCGAAAAUUCUGCAGCGGCAGCGGCAGCUCGGACUGGCUAUUCACGGCGAGCUCAAUGAGCACGCGGAACUACUGACGCAUCUCGAUUCGGCUGUGCAGCAGACGCGAACGCGAAUGGACGCCGCCGAUGCCCAGAUUAGGCACCUGAAAUAG